Messenger RNA from Daucus carota subsp. sativus, 1047 nucleotides. RefSeq lists its product as uncharacterized. The transcript has 2 exons. The record is from RefSeq and is a predicted model, not a curated record. NCBI's taxonomy places the organism in Eukaryota, Viridiplantae, Streptophyta, Magnoliopsida, Apiales, Apiaceae. The coding region runs from base 1 to 1047 and encodes 348 amino acids.
AUGGACAUGCCCCCAGUUCAACAACAACCACAACCACAACAGCCUCAACCACCAGUCUCUCCUAUAAUCCCCAAACAACCCAGAACUUCUGCAUCCAGGUCUAAAAAGAAGACAAAGUCUGAUGCAGCCCCCUCUACUGCCAAAAGAACAAGAACCUCUGUUGCUACACAUGUUCUGAAAGCAAACUCUGAUGUGCCGACAAACGCUGAUGAGCCAGUAAACUCUGAGGCUCAUUUAAACUCUGAGGCGAAAGCAAACUCUGAGAUUCCAGUAAACACUGAAGCUGCUUCUCCUCCAAAGCAGAAAAGAAGGAGGCUUGUUGCAGCAUAUGAAUAUGAUGAUUUGGAACCUACUCCUGCAACAACCUCUGAACCUGUUCAAACCAGUCCUCAACAAAAGCCAGCCAGAUUCAAAAGAAGGGCUCAAAAGCCUGCAAGGGCAAAAGUCCCAAUCACUGAAAUAACAUAUUUCACAGUUGAGGAAGGGCAAACACCAUCCACUCCAGUUGCUGAACAUUCUCAAGCACUGAUGGUGCUUCCUAUCCAAGCUGUUCCUCUGACAUCUCCUACAGCAUCUUCUACUUCAUCUGAGGUAGAUGAAGAAAUUGUUUGCAAGGAGCACACUACAGCUGAAGCUGAAACAGCAGUGUCUGAUCCCAAAACUCCCAUAUCUGAUCAUGGAACCCCAACUCCAAUUCCUCAAUCCCCAAUGAAGAUUCCUGAGGAUGCCAUUGUUCAUGAUACAGCUCCUGAAAACUACAGGUCAGAUACUGUAGUUGAAGAAUCUGACAAGGUUGUGAUGGAAGCACUACAGUCCCUUGCAAUGACUGGUGCAGAAUCUAUUAAGCCAAACUCUGUUGCUCCCAUUACUGAGUCAGAUAAAGCAAAGUCUGUUCUUGAUCCUGUUCAAGAUGCUGAGAAAUCUACACAAGCUGAUACUGAGGAUGAUGACAGUUCAGAUGAUGACAAUGAUGAUGAAGCUCCUUUGUCACAUCAACAACAAAAGUGGGAGUCUACUAGCCAAUGGUCUCAGAACAGAAGUGGCUAA